AUGGCUCUCGCAACGGUGUUUCGCCCGGCGCUGCGCUCGACGGGGAUGCUAAAGUCUGCCGCGAGGCCGUCUCUGUCCUCACGCCUUCCCGGCCGACGACCCCUCAUCGCACCCUUUGCGCCAGUCCACACGACCUCCCCCAAGCCCCAAGAGGCUGCAGCCCUUCGUGAGGAUCCGGACGUCGUCGUACGACAGGCCGCCGUCCCCCGGUCUACAGCACCAUCCGUUGAUGACCUUAACCGCUCCCUGGACCUCCUCUCCAGCUCGUCAAAUGACCUGACCCGGCGGGUAGAAGAGUCGCUCGACGCUCUGCGGCACCCACUGCGCUACGAGUCCCCGAAAGACACCCCCCAUCUGCUCCACGUCACUGACGCGACCACAAACCGUCCUCGCGCCGUCCUCGACGCCGCCUGGCUCCGAGACCGCUGCCCCUGCCCGCUCUGCGUCAGCCCCUCCUCCGGUAACAAAGCCUUCGCCACCACCGAGAUCCCCAGCGACGUCGCCUUCGACCACGUCCAGCAGUCGGCGGACGGCGCCCUCCAGGUCCGCUGGGCGAACGACAUCCCACGCGCCGCAGCCGCCGAGCACGUCUCCGUCUUCCCCGCCGCCGGGGCGGACUCCAUCCGCGCCAUGACGCUCGAGAAGCCCGUCCUCUUCGCCCGCCACACCUGGGCCGCCGACCACACCCCAAAACUCGCCUGGACGAGCGCGAACCUCGCCCCUGAGCUCUUGCGGGUCGACUACGCCGACUUCCUCGCCGGCGGCCCCUCUUUCCGCGACGCUGCCCUCUCGCUGUCCCGCAUCGGGCUGCUCUUCCUCACCAACGUGCCGAAGUCCGAGACGGCCGUUGCCGACAUCGCCCUCCGCUUCGGCGCCGUCAAGGAGACCUUCUAUGGUCGCACCUGGGACGUCAUCUCCAAGCCGGACGCCGAGAACGUCGCCUACACAUCGGCCUACCUCGGCCUGCACUCCGACAUGCUCUACCUUGAGUCCCCGCCCCGCAUCCAGCUGCUGCACUGCCUCGAGAACUCUUGCUCCGGCGGCGAGUCCAUCUUCAGCGACGCCUUCCACGCCAGCAGCUACCUCCUGCGCCACGCCCCCGACCACUACAGGCAACUUUGCGAUACCAAGGUCCCAUACCACUACAACCGGAACGGCUUCUUCUACCGCCAAGCGCGGCCAGUCAUCAGCCACUCGGAGCACCACCACCUGCGCGAGGUCUGGUGGUCGCCGCCCUUCCAGGCCCCUUUCCCGCUCAACGACACCCCGGAGCAGGCGGCCGCGUGGAGCGGGUGGCUCGCGGCCGCGCGCGCGUUCCAGGACGUCCUCGAGGCCCCGGACAACGUGUUCCAGUACAAGCUGCGGCCGGGCGAGUGCGUCAUCUUCGACAACCGCCGCGUGCUGCACGGGCGCCGCGCCUUCGACACAGGCAGCGGCCGCCGCUGGCUCAAGGGGACCUACGUGGCGGACGAGGACUUCAAGAGCAUCCUGCGGGGCAUUUCCCGCGUGGAAUAG
Colletotrichum higginsianum IMI 349063 is the source of this 1515-nucleotide messenger RNA. RefSeq names its product TfdA family Taurine catabolism dioxygenase TauD. The transcript has a single exon. Gene Ontology annotation, cellular component: mitochondrion. The coding region runs from base 1 to 1515 and encodes 504 amino acids. Gene Ontology annotation, molecular function: oxidoreductase activity. Lineage: Eukaryota; Fungi; Ascomycota; Sordariomycetes; Glomerellales; Glomerellaceae. The record is from RefSeq and is a predicted model, not a curated record. Gene Ontology annotation, biological process: carnitine biosynthetic process.